UUGCCUCUGGUGUCCCACAAAUCAUUCCCCCAGCGCUGGGCGCGGUAUCUCGGCCCCACCCCACCAGCCUAACCGGCCGGAACCCAACAUGUAACCCGGUGGAAGCCAGAAGGGCCCGGCCUCACAGGGCCCUGCCUAAGUGUCUGUGCUGGACCAGAUGUACCCUUUGGAUUAGACGAGUGUUCUGGGUUGUAGUCACCGCUGGGAAUUCGGCAUUGGGUCAGCUGAGAGUGGACUUUGUAUAUCAGCCUAGAUGCUGGAGGGCUAAGGGAAUAGUCCCGGCCAAAGGAGAGACAGCGAGAACGUCGUGCGCAGUGGCUGUGGCUUAUGCGAGCGCUUCUGUGGGUGGCCUCUUGGCUACCACCGUGACUGAGCAGUAACUUAGAAGAUCGCUGAGCCUCAGUUUCCUGGACUGCAAUACAGGAAUAUAUAAAUGGACCUCACAACACAGGACACCUGGGCUACACACAGAACAGGACCAUGGCCAGCCUGCAGACCCCACUCCUGGCUGCCCUCAUCCUCCUUGCUAUGAUCCUUCAAGCAACAGAGGCAGGCCCCUAUGCUGCCAACGUGGAGGAUAGCAUCUGCUGCCGGGACUACAUCCGUCACCCCCUGCCCCCGCGUGUGGUGAAAUAUUACUACUGGACUUCGGACUCCUGCCGGAGGCCUGGCGUGGUUUUGCUAACCGUGAGGGACCGAGAGAUCUGUGCUGACCCCAGACUCCCCUGGGUGAAGAAGAUUCUCCACAGGCUGGACAAAUGAGGCAGGCCCUGCCCUGAUGACCGUGGCCUUGGCUCCUUCAGGAAGACUCAUGGAGCCCUACCUCCCUGCUGUUACAGCUGCUCCUCGACACAAGCCUGUGCCAAUGACUCUCAGCGAUCCCUGAUCUCCAUCCCUGUAGCUGUCACCCGCAGUCAAGCCUCCAACUGUCACUCACAUCUCCCCUCUUACCCUUCCAUCCCAUUUUCUGCCCCACCUUAGCCAGAGGAUCCACAGUCUUGGGCAGUCACUCCUCUGCUCAAAAUCCUUCCAUGGCUCCCCACUGCCCAGGCUAAGGUUGGAGCUCUUGAGCCUGGCACCCCUGCCCUCCAGAUCUGGGUCUUAUCCCUAUCUCCAGCCCUGUCUCACUUCCCUUCAUGCAUGUUGGACCUGACUCCCUGUUCUCCAAACCCACGUCAUACAUUUCUACUUCUGGCUCUUUUUCUGGGCUGCUCCUGACACCCAGAAUGUCUCCCCAUCACCUGAACAUGUCCGACUCCACCAGCCCUCCAGGCAUCACUUAGCCUAAGCAGCUGGUAAUUGAGUUUCAAUUUUUAGACUUCCCCUGGACCUCUGCUCCCUCUUAACAGCCCUGUUCAUAGUAUGCCCAGAAUCCUUGGGACUUGGGUCCCCACUGGCUGGACCAAGAUCCACCCCUGGGUUACUUUUGUCUCCCAGCCUCUAGCAUAGAGCACAGGGCCUGGCUCAGAAUCAGGGCUCAGCAUGAGGCUGCAGACUGAAUCAAUAGAAGUAAUAUGACUCUCCCAUUCCCCAAAGGCCCUUACACAUCAGUACAGAGACUCAGGUCAUCUAGAGAGGGGCUGGCUGGGUCCAUUGUGAAAACUCGUAUUUGCCCAGAUUCACCUUUCUUUCCCAUUUUACCUGUGUGUUGGGUCUCUUUAACCUUCUUGCUUCCCUUGAGUUUUUACUGCUCCUUCAACCUCCAACAUCCAGGUCUGACCUCUUUAGAGUCCCCCGCUUUUCCUUCCUCUUUUCCCAAAGAGCUGAUAACCAAAUUUAUGCUAUGGUGUGAAUGACUGCCUUUGGCUUGGUGUUACAAACUCUAGUUAUAUUUGUAUAUGAGAAGAGGGAAAAUGCUUGAAAGGCCAAAUGGAUGAAUGAAAGAAUUUUAGGAAAUGUGUGGGAGGAGGACAAGGCAGAACUCCUGGCCCUCCCAGUGAGUGGUGUAUUGUUAAGUGAAAGAUCCUUGGAUGGAGGUUUUUCUCAGGUGGCUGGGAUCAGGUUAAGGAGUGGGAUUUGGGACUUAAUCUGCCUCUCCUUGGGGACAACAGAUUCCCUAGGUACCUGUGCUUUUUCCUUUUCGAGGGAGCCUGGUGCAGCUCAGCACUCAGCAGGAUGAUUGUUGCUGUGUGACCCUGAGGAGACCAUCUAACCUCUCUGAGCCUCAUCUGAGAAUGAGAAUACCCACCUUACGGAUUCACUGAGGGACUCAGAUCCAAGUCAUGGGGAAUGACUUUGCUGGCCAUAAAAUUCAGUGUCUUCCAGGGUUUGUGUUCCCCCUGGAACCCAAGAUCAUUUGCCCACCACAGGUACUGGCAAGUGUUAACCUGUCCACUGCCCAUGUACAGGGCUCUCAAGUGUUCUAGGAUCUCUCUCUGCUCCUGUCCUGCCCUUGCUGCUCAGGCCUUCUGGAAAAUAAAUCCUCUACAACAGUGUCUGCUUUGCUCCUUGGCAUUUGCCAUCCUUGUGAGGUAGGG
Camelus dromedarius (Arabian camel) is the source of this 2477-nucleotide messenger RNA. It is a transcript of the gene CCL22, whose product is annotated as C-C motif chemokine ligand 22. The transcript is spliced from 5 exons. The record is from RefSeq and is a predicted model, not a curated record. Lineage: Eukaryota; Metazoa; Chordata; Mammalia; Artiodactyla; Camelidae. Gene Ontology annotation, biological process: eosinophil chemotaxis; immune response. Gene Ontology annotation, cellular component: extracellular region. The coding region runs from base 481 to 762 and encodes 93 amino acids. Gene Ontology annotation, molecular function: chemokine activity.